UUUUGUUUGGAAAAAAAAUUUCUGCAGAUUUUGUUUACUUGCUUAAAAUGUAGUUUUCUCGUUAAAUGUUGACUGUUUCUUAAAUGUAACACUAAUAUAAAGCCUAAGUUAAAGUGCUGCGACAUUAACGGGAACGUUUUGGUAAGAAACGCGGCAAUGGAUUUAGACUGCGAGGGCGCUGCACGGUUGGCGGAUGACUCCGGCACGUUUAGCUGCACCAGCGACGAGGGAGGGGGCGAUACCGAGCAGAAGACGGAGCCGGAAAGGGAGCAAUCGAUGUUUCUGGUGCGGCAGGAGCUCCUGCGGUCGCGCAGUGAAGUGGAAAGACUUUUGAAAUCGGAGCAGUGGUACAAGCAGGAGCUUAAGUCCCAGAAGCACAGCAGGCUGGAGACCCUGGAGCGGCUAUACGCCCAGGAGCGCAAGUAUUUGAUGGAGAACCAAAGGCUGCAACAGGAAUCGAUGCGGCUGCACUCAAAGUAUGCCACUCUGGAGAAGCAGCAAGAGCAGGGAUCCCCUAGGUCUCCUGGAACAUUUUCCUUUAAGGCGGACUCGAAAUCUUCCGACUCAUCUUUUGAGGCAAAGCAACAGGAGGCUCGCCUGCGGGAUCAGCGUCAGUUGAUAGACGUGCUCCGAAAGCAGAAGAAGAUGCUUCUGGACGAUAUUCAAAGACUUAGCCUGGAGCACGACGAAAAGCUGUCGCAGUUGCAGCAAUCCUUGGCUGGCAUGGAGCUGGAGAGCAAGCACAUGACGGGAAAAUGCAAGCAACUGCUCGACCUAAAGAGUCAAAUGGAGCACCAGCUCGAGCUGAAAAGCAGUGCCCUGCGCAGCGUCACCGCCGAGCGGGAGCAGCUUCGCCAAGUCAUCGCUGAACUAAACGAGACGUUGCAAACGCAGGAGCAACUGCUAGCGAUCAAAGAACAAGAGUUCCUUGAUCUAAAACAGUACUACCAGCAAAAGUUGACGAGGGAAAGCAGCCUGGAAAUCAUGCACUCCUAUAGCCUGAAAUAUCAUGAAGAAAUCAACAGCAAGACGAGUGAAAUAGCUAGCCUAAAGAAUUCUCUUAACGAACUUCAGUCGGAGUUAAUGAUGAUGUCCCAGUUAAAGGAACAGAGUGAGGAGCAGCAGCGUCAGCUGGAACAGUUGGAGUUCAAGUUGGAGGCUCAACUUUUGGAGGAGGAGCAGCUCCGCCAAAGCAAUGCCCUUAAGCUGGAGCAGGUGGAAAACUUAACAAUUUCUUUGGCUUCCUUGCAAAUAGAAAAGGAAUACCUUAAAGAAAAUUUGAAAGAGACUCAAAAGACUCUAAAAAAAUUAGAACAGGAAGUGCACCUCCUUCACGGACAGUACGCUGAGAUGUGUUUGAAGUGCGAAGAGACUAAGCUGCAAUUGGAAACAGAAAAAAUAGAGGUCGGCAAGCUCAAGCAGCAAAGUUCCGUCAAGGAAAGUGAGUUAAUGGAAAAACUCCAAGAUUAUGCAGAUCAGUGCGAUAGGCUUAGAACAGAGUUGGCCAAUGCGGAGACCAAAAUGGAUGAGCAAAGCAAGAGUGCAGGGAUUUGGCAAGAGCAGCUGAACUCGAUUGAACGAUCAAGACAACAAGAAAUUAAACAGUGUCAAGCGACUCAAGCGGACCUCGCAGAUCCAAUAUUAAUCCAUCGCAUCGAAACUUUGGAACUUCAACUGGCCGAUGUCAAGACCCAGAAAAUACAAACAGUUUCGCUACUCCAAACACUUCUGCAGCAGCAAGACGCCAAAAUAAAGAGUACAAGCGAAAUGGAAGCAGACUGGAUACAACUUGUAGAUGCCCUACAAGCUACUCAACUCUUGGAGCAGGAAAUGAGGGUGGAGCUUCAGCAUAAGACGGUUGAACUGGAGGAAUUAAAUGAACUGUUUGCUGGGCAGAACGCUGAACUUCAGAAGCUCCAGAAAUUGAGUCUGGCCAGGGACGAGAAGAACCGGCUGGAGUUACAGCUCCUAAAAGAAACAUUCCAAGAGAAUUUAGAGAAACACUCUGCUGAUUCGAUAAACUUACAGAAGCUACAAAGCCAGGUUAAGUCCUUGCUUGAAGAGCGGGAGGAAAGUACGCGAGAAGAACGAAAGGCAGUGGAGUGCCUGCGAUCUCUCGGCCAAGUUCUCGAAAUGGAAACGGGAAGGAGGCUGCCACACAUAAAAAGCUGGCCACAGUUUUCUAAAAUAUUGCGAAAGGAACUGCGAAACGGGAGAGUGAACCAUCGAAAGGCUGAAGAAUUGCCUGGGCUUAAACUUAAGCUGGCGGAGUUAAACGGACGGCACAAACAAGCUUUGUCCAAAAUUAAGUAUCUGGAGCAAACAUUGGCAGCGGAGCGAGCGCGUUUUGAAGCCUCGGAUUCGGGAAAAUCGACAGCCAGCUGCACACCCCAGGAACCAGCCCAUGAGGUGGCUAACCUGAUUGAUGAUUACAAAAAACUCGUCCAACAAACCGCCAAUGAGACCUGUCGCCCUCGCAACAGCUUCAUAUUGGAGCUCAUCGAGCGGAGUCAGCGUUGCCAACCCAACUUGUGCCAAUUAAGCGAGGAUGUCACCGCCUGCCAGGCUGAUAUUGAUGAGCUCAGCAGACUGCUCAGAGCUGGUCGGAACCAGAACAGAGGGGAGGUCAUGCCCUCCCUGAUGGAGGAACUUCGAGCGGUGGCAGAGCACUCUUAGACUGUCAUAAAGUAGUUUCGGUCCAACUUUCACAAUUUUCACAGGAAGUACUUAAUAUUCUUAUCACGAAUUUUGUUAGUUUUUAAAAUGUGCAAUUAAUCAGUUAACAUUUUUGUUAAACCUAGUCCCAUUAUCUUAAUAUCCUCUUAGACCCUACUUAGUAAAGUUAUUGAUAUUAUUGUUUA
This is a messenger RNA of Drosophila biarmipes, 2861 nucleotides long. Its product is annotated as interaptin. The transcript is spliced from 4 exons. Lineage: Eukaryota; Metazoa; Arthropoda; Insecta; Diptera; Drosophilidae. Bases 157 to 2676 code for a protein of 839 amino acids. The record is from RefSeq and is a predicted model, not a curated record.